AUGAGUUACUACUAUGGCAACCUGGCUUAUGACAACGGCAUGACACGCAUUGUGGGUGGCACAGGUGCCCUGCCAGGGGCCUGGCCGUGGAUGGUCAGUAUCCAGCAUCCCUGGGCACCAGACCGGGGGCAUUGGUGUGGAGGGUCUCUCAUCAGCACUCAGUGGGUCCUCACAGCAGCCCACUGCUUCGACAAGUUUGAUAACAUCAGCAUGGUGUAUCUGGUGAUUGGGGCCACCCAGUUGACUCAGCCGGGCCCUGGGGCACAAAUACGCAGUGUCAAGCAGUUGGUGAUACACCAGUACUACAAUCCUGCUGACAUGAGCUACGACAUUGCCUUGCUGGAAUUGGACCAUCCUGUUCAGUGCAGCCCCUACAUCCAGCUGGCCUGUGUGCCUGAUGCCACACUGAAAGUGUCAGAGCUGCAGAACUGCUGGGUUGCUGGCUGGGGUUCCACUGCUUCAAGAGCUCAAGAAUCAAGUGAUCACCUGCAGGAGGCCAAGGUCCAGCUCAUCGAUGUCCAGCUCUGCAACAGCAGUGGCUGGUACGCUGGGGAAAUCCAUACCCACAACUUGUGUGCUGGUUACCCACAGGGAAACAUCGACACGUGCCAGGUAGGAGCAUGCCACGAGCCACUCAGCCCCCAGCAGCACCAGCAGCACCACUCCAACACAGCCCAGGACCUGCUUUGCCCGGCCACUCAGUCACUCUCCCAGCCCCGGCUACCCCCAGCUGCUNCCUGGGGACUACACAAUCUCAUCCUGCAGAAAGAGGGGCAGCAGUGA
Molecule: messenger RNA, 783 nt
Organism: Parus major (Great Tit)
Lineage: Eukaryota; Metazoa; Chordata; Aves; Passeriformes; Paridae
Product: acrosin-like
Exons: 3
Coding region: 1-783 (260 amino acids)
Biological process (GO): acrosome reaction; proteolysis
Molecular function (GO): serine-type endopeptidase activity
Source: RefSeq, a predicted model, not a curated record